AUGCGAUUGCUACUAUCCUCGCUAGUCCUCGCCGGCGGCCUCCUGCUACAGGCGCAUUCGCAACCUUCCGAUGUCGUCACACUGAGCGGGACAACAGAGACGACAACGGAAACACCAACGUCGACCGGCGCCGACUAUGCCACCAGCGGAACGACCUACGCCGACGAAUCCAGCACGUUGACCAUCACCGCGACCACCGACUAUGCCACUGUGACGGACUUGUCCAGCCUUCUUGCUACGUCAAACGGCACCGCUGCGUCGUCGUCGGGGACGAUACAUUCGAAUAAUGCGACGACGACGACGACGACAUCGUCUGCCACUGAAACUGUGUUGGUGGGCAGUUCGAAAACAACAACCACGGCUCUAAACGGGACGGCCACGACCAAUAAAACAGCCUCGGGCACAUCGUCUUCGGCGCAACCCACAAACACCGUCCCGUGCAAUGGCCAUCCGUCAUUUUGUAAUCGGAAGUUCAGCAACAUCACUCAUGUCGCGGCACAUAACAGCCCGUUCGUGCGUCCGGGGAAUCUCGCCUCAAAUCAAAUGCUGGAUGUCGAGACUCAGCUCAAUGAUGGGAUUCGAAUGUUACAGUUCCAAGCGCAUCUCCAGAACGGAACCAUGGAGCUCUGUCACACCUCCUGUGAGUUACUCGAUGUUGGCAGUCUACAAGACUACCUCACCACCGUGACGAAGUGGCUGCGCAACCACCCGUACGACGUCAUCGCGAUCCUCAUGGGCAACUACGACGUCGUCGACCCGGGGAACUUCACGGCACCCGUGGUCAAUUCCGGCCUGAUCGACUUUGUCUACACUCCUCCCACACAGCCCAUGCCUUUGGAGUCCUGGCCCACCCUGGCCGAGAUGAUCUUCAAGAACGAACGUGCGGUCGUCAUGCUCGACUACCAGGCCAACCAGACCGCGAUUCCCUGGCUCCUCGACGAGUUCUCGCAAAUGUGGGAAACGCCGUUUUCGCCGACGGACAGAAAUUUCCCCUGCACCCCCCAACGACCACCGAACCAGGGUACAAACAUCCGCGAAGAUAGAAUGUACAUGGCGAACCACAACCUGAAUCUGGACGUCGAUGUCGCCGGGAUCAGCAUCGACGUGCCCUUCUUUACGUUGCUCAACGAGACGAACGCCGUGAGUGGGUUUGGCUCCGCCGGUCGGACUGUGACCAACUGCACGGCGAUGUGGAAUCGGCCGCCCAACUUUUUGCUGGUGGAUUACUACAACAUUGGCAAUUUCAAUGGCAGCGUGUUUCAGGUUGCAGCGGAUGCGAAUGGCGUGACUUACAACCGGGCCAGUUGUUGCGGGACGGCGGGGACGACCAAUGCGGGCGUCAUGAUUAUCCCGGACGUGAGGCGUUAUCUCUGGAUGGUGGCCGCCCUUUCUUCGCUUCUGUUAUUAUUGUAA
Fonsecaea multimorphosa CBS 102226 is the source of this 1413-nucleotide messenger RNA. RefSeq lists its product as uncharacterized. The transcript is spliced from 2 exons. Gene Ontology annotation, molecular function: phosphoric diester hydrolase activity. Gene Ontology annotation, biological process: lipid metabolic process. Bases 1 to 1413 code for a protein of 470 amino acids. NCBI's taxonomy places the organism in Eukaryota, Fungi, Ascomycota, Eurotiomycetes, Chaetothyriales, Herpotrichiellaceae. The record is from RefSeq and is a predicted model, not a curated record.